AUGUCUCCUUAUCAGUAUUUAUUCAAGUACAUCAUCAUCGGCGACACAGGGGUGGGAAAGAGCUGCCUCUUGCUGCAGUUCACAGAUAAGCGGUUUAGAACAGACCACGACUUGACAAUUGGUGUUGAGUUUGGUGCUCGUCUUAUUCAGAUAGAUGGAAGACAGAUCAAGCUGCAAAUAUGGGACACUGCGGGACAGGAGUCCUUCCGGUCAAUAACACGCUCCUAUUAUAGAGGGGCAGCGGGCGCGCUAUUGGUGUACGACAUAUCGAGGCGAGAUACUUUUGUGCAUUUAUCUCGAUGGUUGGAAGAAGUGCGACAAAAUUCAAAUCCUUAUAUGACAAUUAUUCUUGUGGGAAACAAAUCCGAUCUAGAAAGGAGAGAAGUCACAUUUCAAGAAGUCUCUGAUGCUGCUGGUACUGUUGCUGUCGUUGGUGCUGGUGGUGGCCAGGACUUUGCCCGUCAAAACAAUUUAAUAUUCCUGGAGACUUCUGCCAAGACCGCACAAAACGUAGAGGAGGCAUUCAUCUUGACUGCUCGGAAGAUAUACGAGAAUAUUCAAGCAGGCAUUUAUGACCUCUCCAGUGAUGCUCACGGCAUCAAGUGUGGACCAGUGGUCACCCAACGCCCCACACGCCUAGGCAAGGAUUCCCUUGCCGCUGUUGCUGCUGCUGAUUUCGCUGCUGCUGCUGUUGUUGCUGCUGCUGUUGCUGCUUGUGCCGGUGGUGUCAUGGGUGGUGGUGUCGCGCUGGCUGCUGUUGAUGAGGUUCGUCAGCAGCAGCACCUGCAACAUCAGCAGCGCCUGCAGCAGCAGCACCACAUGGAGCAGCGGCAGCACCUGCAGAGAAGGAGCAAUGACAACAGAGCAGGGGCAGCAGCACCAACUGGGCAGCAGCAGCAGCAGCUGUUGCUGCAGCUGCAGGCUUUAGGACACUCUGCUCGGGAAGCGUCAAGGCGUAGGGUCUCGAUAGGUUUCGACAACGAGCCCGCUCGACACAUCCGGGGGCCCCUCCAGAGGGGCCCCCAAUGGGUGCCGCGAGCGGGCCUCCCCCUGAAGGGGCCCACAAGCUGCUUUGCCUUGAUGACUUUUACGGGGGCCCCCUGCGGGCCCCCUCCAGGGGCCCCUCCAGGGGCCCCCUUUAGGGCCCUUGUUGGGUUGGAGCCCGGAUCCCCCCCAACUGUGGGGGCCCCAGUAAACUUGCAAACAGAUAUCGAGUGGGAGGUGGGGGCCCCUGGGUCCCCUCCUGUUGUGGCCUUAGAGAGCGCCAGCUGCAGCGGCAGUGUUAAAGCUGUAGAGAUAUCCAGCUGUGGGUCCCUCUUGUUUGUAGCUGUAGCCAAUACCAUUAGGGUAUACAGCUUGCUGCAGGGAGUUCCUGCUGAAAAAGGCCCCCCCGAGGGGCCCCCAGUAGAAGAAGGCUGUUCCCCUUCGCCGCAGGGGCCCCCCCUUGCUGCAGUCUAUUUCAGUCCUAGCGAGCAUGUCCUCGGCCUUACAGAAAGGAGGGGCCUCCUUACUGCCUAUGGCACAACGUGUCUUACGGUGUACGAGUUGAGGUGGCAGGGGCCCCCAGGGUGCCCCACCAAGGGCCAAAGUGAGAUACGUGGGGGGCCUGUGGGGGCCCUCAAAUACCCUCUACAAGACGGUGAGAGGCCCCAAGGACAUCUGGCGCUACAGCAGAUAUUCAUGAAAAGAGACAUUCGGAGAGUACUAACAGCAGAAUUUCUUUUUCUCGGCCAUCCAUCCAGUCAGGCAGAAGCAGCAGCAGUUGCUGCUGGUGUAGCAGCCGCAGAUGUCCAGCCAGAAGCAACAAAACGGUUAGGAAACUGUUGCCUUGAAGCAGCAUCAACAUCUGCAGCACCAGCAGCAGCAACAAGAGGCUGUUCUCUUGGAGCUUAUCUGUUGGUACUUUUCUCUGACGGCUUGUUGCGUAUAUUCCAUGCAACAACAGGGGCCGUGCUGCUGCAACUGCGCUGCAGCAAGGAGUAUCUGCAACUGCAGGCAGCAGCAGCAACGGAGACCCUGCUGCCGGCGCCCGCCGAUGUCCCAGACAGGUGCUGUUGCAGCAGUACCAGCUCUUGCUGCUGCACCUGCAGUAGCACCAGCAACAGCAGCAGCACCUGCUGCAAGGGGCGACAGCAGCAGCUGCAGCUGCUUCUGGCGGGCGGCACUGCCUUCUCCGAGAUAUUUGUUUGGUUGCUUAAAAUCGACGCAUGGGAGCUGCUGAGGGUACGCAAAGAAACAGCAGAAAAACCAGUAGCAGCAGCAGCAACUUGUGCUGCUGCUGCUGCUGCUACUUCACUGGUACUCGUUCAACGGUUAGAAGGGCACAGAGGGGGAAUCUUUUCUUUGGCAUUUGCUGAAGGGGGAGCUCUCUUGGCUUCUGCCUCGGAAGAUAGGGAAGUAAGGCUUUGGUUGCGCAAGCCUAAUGCCGCCGCUGCAGCAGCAGCAGCAACAGCAGCAGCAGCAGCAUCAACAGCAGCAGCAGAAGCCUCAGCAGCAGGCCACCCGAGCCCUACGGCAGCAGCUGUUGCUGCAGCAGUAAGAAUGCUGCUGCCUGCCCUCAGCAGCAUGCCGGCUGCAAUUGAGGGUACUGCUGUGGGCCCCCCGACUGGGGGCCCCCCCACUGAGGGGACUCUCAACAGUGCUGUGGCUCUACAUCAGGGGCCCCACAUCUUGAUUUCCUACAAAUGUGUCUCUGUCUUUAGGGGGCAUAGGUCCCGCAUAUGGGCUGUCUCCUUUCUUGACCUCAUGCCUGCCUUCAAUCUGCAACAGCAGCAGCAGCAACAGCAGCUGCUGCUCCAGCAGCAGCUGCUGGAGCAGCAGCUGGAGCACCAGCAGCAGCAACAACAACCAGCUUUGAGCAGCAGCACCAUCAACUUAGACUCGUUGCUGCUGCAUGCGUGCUGCUGCAGUUUGCUGCUGCUAUCAGGCGGUGAGGACUCAACUGUAAGGGUUUGGUCUUUGAAGGGCCCUUGCCUGUACACCCUAGAGGCCCAUAGGGGAGGUGGGGUACGAUCCUUAGCAGCCAGUAGAUUUACUUUUUCCGCUGCUUUUCCUUUCUUUGUUUCUGGUGGGGAGGACGGCAGCAGCAAAAUAUGGCCUCUUGAGGCCCUGCAGUCUCUUAGAGGAGCCCUGGUGCAGCACGCCACCAGCAGCACAAAACACCUGCUACAGAUGCUUCAGCCCCUACAGGCGCAGCACAUGCAAGCUGCUGCAGCAGCAGCAGCAAAAUUAACUCCGGCUGCUGCAGCUGCGGAAGAUGUUGAUGGCCCAGGGCCCAUGAAGAAGACACUGUCUCUUCAACAGGAGCUGGCGCAACCCCAGCAACAGCAGCUGCCGUCCCUCACGCACGACGGGCUUCAGCAGCAGCAGCUGCAACAGCAAGUACAGCAGAAGCAAAAGCGACGACAGCAGCGGCAGGAGCAGCAGAAGCAGAAGCAGAAGCAGGAGACAAUCCAAGCGAAGCGGACGGAUCAGGGCGAUGUGAAUUCUACAGGCUUAAAGAGCUGGAUGUGGAGUUGUCGUGUUGUAGAAGCAGCCGAAGCAGCAACGGCAGCAGCAGCAACAACAACGGAGACAGAAGGAGAAGAAAAAACAGCUACAGCGGCUGCUUUUGCUACAAAAGAAACAGAAGCGCUGGAUAUAGCAGACCUAGAGGCGCCUUCUGGAGAUGCAGCACAAGGUACCCUAGCAGCAGCAGCAGCAACAGCAGCAACAACAGCAACCACAGCAACAGCAACGGCAGAAGAAAUCUGUAAGGGGGCUUGUGGUUGGCUAGGAGGCAGCAGCAAGGACUUCAUUCGAGAAGUUUUCUUGUGCUGCUGCGAGGAAACAGAAGGAGACACUUUGAUUGUCUCUACAAACUAUGGGCACGUAUACCUCGUCGCUCACCUUCCUGCAGCCACAGCAGUAGAAGGCUCAGUAACAACAGCAACAACUGCAGCAGCAGCAGCAGCAGCAACACCGUUUCGCUGGUUGCUGCUAUGCUGCGUUUCGUCUCCUAUAACUGCCACAGGGGUUGCUGACAACUGUCUCUGUCUUGGAGGGGCAGAUGGCUGCAUCCGCCUCUGUCUCCUUCGUCCCCUAAGGAGCCUUAUUGGAGGUUUGCGCCGGCAGCAGCAACAGCUACAGAAGCCGCUGUACCAGCACCAGGGAAGGUGGGGCUUAUUACAAGCUGCAGAUGUGGCAGUAGUAAAGGCCUUUGGCGGCGUUCGCGUCGCGUCGGGUUUUCUCCAUUCCUUGGGCCCGCUCUCAGCUCCAUCUGCUGCUGCAGUUGCUGCUGCUGCGGCCAGCAGCAACAUGCUUCUGCCACUGGCCCGCAGCAGCAACAGCAGCAGCAGCAUAUGGGCAGACGUGCAGCAAACCACGGCCUUGCCAGCGACAGCGGGCCUUGUGGUGGCUGGUGACCACACGGGUUCUGUGAACUUCUACAGCUGGAGGCAGCAGCAGCAGUACGCUGGGUCACCUGUUGCAGCAUCAGCUGCACACGCUGCAGCUGAUGCUGCACUUUCUACAGCUGCUGUAUCUUCUAGCGUUGCUGGCUCUUCCCUGCAGUUGCAGAUGCUCGCCAAUGUCUGCCUGCCACGCUAUCGCAAGGGCCCUCGUGCUGUUGUAGCGGGCGGCAGCAGCAGCGCGACGAACAGGAUCAUGUCCAGCAUUGGUAUGCUGUCUGUGUGCUCAAAAAAAGAGUCGAAGGCUUCUGCUGUAAUGUCUGUUGUUUAUUUGUUGGGAGAUGAACACGGGACGCUACAUGCGGUGCUGCUGCAAGUCACUGCAGCAGCAGAAGCAACUCCAGCAGAAACUGAGGCUGUGAAUCAGCAGCAACAGCAACAUCAGCAGCAUCAGCAAUCCCUGCAGCCCUGCUGGAAUUGGGCCUCUUGUCGUGCUGUAGUGCAGCAGCCUCUCAAAGAACUAUUCCCUAGGAGACGCGUCUGCGCCCUUAGCUGCUGUCGAGGUUUUACCUUUUGCUGCGGCGGAGACGGUCGGAUUCUUAUUCUCCAAGUGUCUCUCAGCAGAAGCAACAACAACGGCAGCAGCAGCACCAGUGGGUUGUGGGUGCAUCAAGAAGUCAUUAUACAACAGCUGCAUGCGGUAAGAGUAUCGCAGAUAAGCAACUUUGUUUGUCUCCUUCCCCAGGGGCCUCUGGUAGGCGCGGGGGGACCCUGGCAAGGGGAUUCAGGUGCCGCAUUACUGCAGCACUUAAUGCAGCAGCAGCAGCAGCAAGAUGAUGGAUUUGUGCUGUUGCAACAGCAUGUGGCAGUUGGAGUCAGAGGCAGCGAACUAUUUGCCUUCUCCUUCACUCAAGGUGCCCCGCUGCUGCAGCUGCCUUGCGGCGACAGCAAGAGGUCUUUUGCUGCAGCAACAAGACAAGGAGAGACUGUCUCCUUUGCCUUCUCAAGAGGUCACUGCGUCUGUCUUUAUACCAGCAACAAGAGCAGCACCAGCAGCAGCUGGAACGAUGCUCGCUUGCAGCAGCAAGAUGACGAAGAAAUGCUGCUGCUGCCGCAGCAGCAGCUGCAACGCCGCUGCAUCUCCUUCAACCCAAACUACCCUGGAGACGAUAUCCAUGCCGUCUCCUUUUUGUCUCCUUCUGUCAUCUGUGCAGCUGCGGAGGACAACACUCUCAGCCUCAUUCUGUGGCAGCACUCGCCAGCAGCAACGGCAGCAGCAGCAGCUACAGGAAACCACAAAUUGACGGAUAGCCUUAGAGUCCUCUCUAUCACUACGAGGCACCGCGCGGCCGUUCGAGCGCUUGCGCUGUUGCAGCAGUGGACACCUCAGCAGCAGCAACGGCAACAGCAACAGCAACAGAAGCAGAAGCAACUAUACUCGCUGCCUCGUCUUCUCGCCAGCGCCGGGGCGGCGCAGACGUUGAAUCUUUUUCAGCUUUCUCCAGCAGCACCAGCAGCCUAUGAAAUGACCACUGCAACGGCAACGGCAGCAGCUUCAGCAGGGUCAGCAGCAGCUGGAGCAGCAGCACCAGACACCUCGACGGCUUCUGUUGCUGAUCCUGCUACAGUUACGCUGGUGCACCUGCAGCAGCUGUGCUUGGAAGACAGAACCGCAAAGGGACCCUCAGCCAAUGCGCGGUUUAAUACCGCGUGCGGUUUUGUCUGCACGUCGUAUCAGCAGCAGCAGCAACAGCAGCAAGUUCAGGCCUACGAUGCCUAUGUUUUAGUUGGUGUGUCUACAGCUCGUCUGUUGCUGAUCCGCUUUCGUAUAUCCACAGGUUUUGUUGAAGCAGGAGCAGGAGCAGUAACAACAUCACCCGCAGCAGCAGUUGCUGCAAUGGCGUAUGGAGACUCGGAGACAUUCCGAGCGGAGGGCCGCCCCACAAUUAUCUCUUCUUUAAAGUUGCCAGCUGUCCCCUUUUGUUGUCAGCUUAUCCGCGUGCCCUCAGGUUCUCCAUCAACAGUAGCAACAGCAACAGAAGCAGCAGAAGCAGCAGUAGUGCCAGAAAAAGCUGCUGUUGGUGGCCGAGACAAGGGCCUGAUUGUAAUGGGGCUGACAGACGGGUCUGUGGCUUUUGCGGAGCUGCAACUGCAGCAGCAGCAACAGCAGCAACGGGAAGGCAACCCUGCAGUAUUGCCCGUCGGGGCCCUCAGCACGCAUCAGAGAGCAAUCACCUCUGUUUGUGUCAAGCUGCUGCAGCAGCAAUCCACAGCAACAGCAGCAGCAGCAACAGAUGCUUCAGAAGUGGAGGCCUUACGGCUGCUCGUCUGCACCGCAGGAGACGACGAUGCGAUUGCCGUGCAAGUGCUGUCUCUCAUUUCUACUGUAGCACCACCACCAGCAGCAACAGCAGCAGCAACAGCAUCAACAGCAGCAGCAGCAGCACCCGGUGGCAGCAGCAGCAGGUGGCGCAUGCAAUUUGUGAGCCGGGUGCUGCACCCAAAUGCUCACAGCUCUUCUGUACGUUCUCUUAGCCUCUGCUGGCCGAUCCUCUUCAGCGUAGGAUGGGACAGGUGGCUGCAGGCUUGGAAGAUAUGUAGGAGCAGCAGCAACAGCAACAACACCAACAAUAACAACAACAAUAACAACAACAACAGGGGCAGCAGCAGCUGUUUAAGCAGUACAGGGCGUGCAUGUAUGCUCUGUAAGGCAUCAAGCAGUGGUGGGUUAAUCGGCUGCUGCUGCAGGCCCCCGUUAUGUUGCCUCGAUACUCCUGGUACUGCUAUUGCUGCAGAUUCACUCACUGCAGCACAGCAGGACGCCCUUCGCCUAGACGAACAGUUAGCGGUUCUUUGGCGCCGGUGUGGACCACCAGUGCAGCAGCAGCAACAGGAGGAGCAUCGGGGGGGCCAAGCAGAGACAGAGACCUUCAUGCUGCAGCGACUUGCUGCCGCUAAAACGGGAGUCGCUGAGGCUGCCAGUUUAGCUGCCGUACCUCUUUUAAGCGGGGUGGGGCCCCAGGGUCCCCAAGGAUUUACUGUGCGUCUUUGCUGCGCAGGAGCAAGCGGAGGUAUUGAAGUAUUUGAGCUGCACACGACAGCCACACCUAAGGCCAUUCAAACGAAAAAGUAG
Eimeria maxima is the source of this 7521-nucleotide messenger RNA. RefSeq names its product WD-repeat proein, putative. Gene Ontology annotation, cellular component: cytoplasm. The transcript has 12 exons. Gene Ontology annotation, molecular function: protein binding; GTPase activity; GTP binding. The record is from RefSeq and is a predicted model, not a curated record. Gene Ontology annotation, biological process: tRNA methylation. Bases 1 to 7521 code for a protein of 2506 amino acids. NCBI's taxonomy places the organism in Eukaryota, Apicomplexa, Conoidasida, Eucoccidiorida, Eimeriidae.